Molecule: messenger RNA, 515 nt
Organism: Phaethon lepturus (White-tailed tropicbird)
Lineage: Eukaryota; Metazoa; Chordata; Aves; Phaethontiformes; Phaethontidae
Gene: C7
Product: complement component 7
Exons: 5
Biological process (GO): immune response
Cellular component (GO): membrane attack complex
Molecular function (GO): protein binding
Source: RefSeq, a predicted model, not a curated record
CAGUAGCAGACAGACUGACUGACUCUGGCUGCAGAAUUGAGUGGAAGUGCAUUUUCCCUGGUAAUUGCUGGAUAUUGGAGUAUUUCAUCUAACAUGAAGGUGCUGGGGAUUUUUCUGUUGCUGCAAGUUUCAGGGUUUUUUUCCAGUUUUUCCAGCCCAUCCCCUCCCGUCCAUUGCCGCUGGAAUUCUUUUGGCCCUUGGUCUGAGUGUGACGGCUGUACUCAAAAACAGAUUCGGAGACGAACGGUAGCAGUUUAUGGCCAGUAUGGGGGAAACUCCUGCUCUGGGGAUGCCUUUGAAACAAGACCAUGCACGCCCACAAUGGGAUGCCCAACAGAGGAUGGCUGUGGUGAUCGGUUCAGGUGUUUCUCAGGUCAGUGCAUUAGCAGAUCUCUUGUGUGCAAUGGAGAUCAGGAUUGUGAGGAAGAUGGUGCAGAUGAAGAUCGAUGUGAAGAGAAGAUGACUGUAUGUGAUAUUGAUAAAACACCUCCGAAUUCAGAACUUACAGGAACAGG